Molecule: messenger RNA, 720 nt
Organism: Chenopodium quinoa (quinoa)
Lineage: Eukaryota; Viridiplantae; Streptophyta; Magnoliopsida; Caryophyllales; Amaranthaceae
Product: protein MAIN-LIKE 1-like
Exons: 3
Coding region: 1-720 (239 amino acids)
Biological process (GO): meristem maintenance; meristem development
Source: RefSeq, a predicted model, not a curated record
AUGCCAGGUGGGCCUGAGGAUGGUACCGUUAUUCCGAGUUUUGGGGGUCACGUGUCUGCCUACAUAUGGGGUGGGCAGGAGCGAAACGUGCUGCGGUGUUUGAGCAGGACACAGUUGUGUUCUGAAUUGGGUAACUGGCGCGCUCAUCUUCCGCCGGAGCACCUGGAACCGAUUGAUGGCACUGGGCUUCGUGUCGACGGUUCCAUGGUUUCCACUACUCCUAGCACGGACGUUUUACGGGACGCGUGCUCGGUUACCUUGGAUAUGACUGAGGAAGAGCUGAAUGAGAAGUGUGGUACCAAAACCGUAUGGCAAGUACUCGGCGGUUGUUUGUUUUUGGACAAGAGUGGAAACCGUACUCAUCCUUCCUUCUUCAACGAGCUGUUUGUUGAGGAUGUUCAGAUUAGUGAGUACUCCUGGGGUUCUGCUGUGCUAGCAUACAUGUACCGACAAUUGGGUACAACAUCACGAAGAGAUGCUGAUUCUAUCGCUGGCUGCCUUACGCUUCUGCAGGCAUGGAUCUACGAGUACUUUCCGUGUUUCCAGCCUCAGCAGGGGACCUUGACCAGAGAGCUUGCUAUUCCUCAUGCGUCCGCCUGGGAUGUUGGAUCGGGGUGCCCUAACAAGAGCAUGGAGCGCCUUCUCGCUUUUCGGGCUAGGUUGGAUCAUUUGACUGACAAUGAAGUUAACUGGCUACCGUACGGAGUUGAUCCAGCAUGA